Messenger RNA from Aegilops tauschii subsp. strangulata, 664 nucleotides. NCBI's taxonomy places the organism in Eukaryota, Viridiplantae, Streptophyta, Magnoliopsida, Poales, Poaceae. The record is from RefSeq and is a predicted model, not a curated record.
GGGCGGGGCCCCACUCGUCAUAGGCCCACAGGGGCCUAGCGGAUCGGGAGUGCGGGCGACGGGCGCCAGCCGGAAUGGGCGCCCGCCCAGGCCAACAGGGGGAAACGGCGACGGCGUCAGCCGGGCGCCGAAGCGGCACGGUGAGUGGGCGGCGGCCCGGCGAGCUGGUGGGGGGUGCUCCGAGCACGGCCGUGGCCGGAGCGGCGCGAGGCCGGCCGGUGGGCUGCAGAGACCGGGCGCCUGGACGCGGCCGGAGCGCGGCCACGGCGGACAACGGGAGGGGACGGCGAGCAGGACCGCGCGCAGGGAGCAGCAGUCGGGGACCGGGGGGGCCAGGGCGCGCGCGUGCGUGCGCGGCCGUGGGCUUGCGCGCACGAGAACAUGGGAAGGAGGAGGAGGAGCGGAGCUCACGGGGCCGGUAGGGGGAAAGGCAGCGGGGGUCGGGGAGGAGUCGGGGUCGACGGUGACGAAGAGGAGGCAGGCCCUCGAGGUGGGUCGACGAGGUGGCCGCGGCGGUGGCGGGUGGCGAUGCGGACGGAACGGCGUCUGCGGGAAGGAGGUCGAGGAGGCGAGCGCCAGCAUGGUGGCGAAGGGGGCGAUGCCGACGAUGCUGGCGAGUGGCGCCGGGGCGCUCCGGUGGGGAGGUGGCGCCGGCGAGGUGGUG